AUGACGACCAUCCUCACCGCAGAGCACCCAGCCAGGCCAACGGUCUUCAGCACGCUCGCGACCUCCUCACCCUCACCUCCAUUCCCGCGCCCCGACAGCAACCACGCCCACGCCCACGCCCACGCCCGCCCCCAGCACCACCGCAGCACACGACGACGAGCGCGGCGCCCAUUGCAGGCGUCUGAGGAAGAGAUGGCUUCGCAGCUGGAGACGGUGUCGGCGUUUGUGGAAGGCGCGCCGCCGGGAGAGUUGGGUGAUGUUAUUGCAGAUAUCAAGGCGCUUACGGUCGAGAGCCCGGAGCUCAUCGGCCAGCUUGGACCGGCGUUUGAGAAGUACAAUGAGGAGCAGUUUGCGACUGUGAAGUUGCCGGGGGGAAGCCAACAGGUUAUUGUGAGCUCGCACAACUCGCUGGGCGAUGGACGAUACUUUGAUGUGGAGAACUCGUCCAGUUUUGAGUUCGAUCAUAGCACACAGAAAGCAAGCAAUGUCCAGAGCUACGUGCUGGAGAGCGCCAACUCGGACCUCAUCAAAUCGCUCAUCAAGAGCUUAGCAAAGCAUGCCGAGGACCAUUACCCGAACUCAUCAUACGGUGUCUACCCUAUUGAAGACGACUCGAAGAUUGCCAUCCUCCUGGUCGCUAACAAAUACAGCCCCAACAACUUCUGGAAUGGCCGUUGGCGCUCGCUCUACAUUCUCUCGUCCUCCUCAUCUCUCGUCGGCAGCAUCAAGGUCGAUGUCCACUACUACGAAGACGGCAACGUGCGACUACUGACUACCAAACCCGUGUCACUGUCGGUCUCGUCGAGCACGGCUACAUCCAUCGUCCGCGAGAUUGCUGUCGCAGAGAAGAAGUACCAGGAGAACCUGAACAAGGGAUUCACCAGCCUCAGCGAGGGAGCAUUCAAGGGACUCAGAAGGCAACUGCCCGUUACCAGACAGAAGGUGGAAUGGGACAAGAUCGCAGGAUACAGACAUGGUCGUGGUAUCGCCAAGUCGGCUGAAGGGUUCUAG
Molecule: messenger RNA, 1011 nt
Organism: Pseudogymnoascus verrucosus
Lineage: Eukaryota; Fungi; Ascomycota; Leotiomycetes; Thelebolales; Thelebolaceae
Gene: CAP1
Product: F-actin-capping protein subunit alpha
Exons: 7
Coding region: 1-1011 (336 amino acids)
Biological process (GO): barbed-end actin filament capping; actin cytoskeleton organization
Cellular component (GO): actin cortical patch; F-actin capping protein complex
Molecular function (GO): actin filament binding
Source: RefSeq, a predicted model, not a curated record